AUGGACGACGACGACCUCCAGAAGAUCCGCCAGGCGCGCAUGCAAGAGCUCCAGCAGCAGCAGCAGGCCUCCAACGGCGGCGGCGGCGGUGGUAACGACAAGCAGCAGCAAGAAGCCGAAGCGCGCAAAUCAAUCAUCAACCAGAUCCUCACGCCCGAGGCCGUCGACCGGCUCAACCGCAUCGCGAUGGUGAAGGAGGAGCGCGCGCGCGACCUCGAGAACCGCUUCAUCAUGAUGGCGCGCAGCAACGAGCUGCGGCAGCGCGUCACGGAGGAGGACCUGAUCGCCAUCAUCAACAUGAUGGACAAGCAGAAGGCCGAGGAGGGCAAGGUGGUGUUUUCGAGGAGGAAGGGCGGCUUUGAUGAUGAGGAGGACGACUGGUAA
This is a messenger RNA of Morchella sextelata, 384 nucleotides long. RefSeq lists its product as uncharacterized. Lineage: Eukaryota; Fungi; Ascomycota; Pezizomycetes; Pezizales; Morchellaceae. The record is from RefSeq and is a predicted model, not a curated record. Gene Ontology annotation, molecular function: DNA binding. Gene Ontology annotation, cellular component: nucleus; cytosol. Bases 1 to 384 code for a protein of 127 amino acids. The transcript is spliced from 3 exons.